Molecule: messenger RNA, 1787 nt
Organism: Populus nigra (black poplar)
Lineage: Eukaryota; Viridiplantae; Streptophyta; Magnoliopsida; Malpighiales; Salicaceae
Product: dolichyl-diphosphooligosaccharide--protein glycosyltransferase subunit 1B-like
Exons: 8
Coding region: 63-1472 (469 amino acids)
Cellular component (GO): membrane; oligosaccharyltransferase complex
Source: RefSeq, a predicted model, not a curated record
CACUCCCCCCGAGUCCUUGUAGAGAGAAUACAUAGAGCAGAGGACUCGGCAGUUUCCAAGAGAUGGCUAGGUCAACGGCCAUGAAAGCAGCGGGACUCAUUCUAGCUCUCUUGAUCUUCACAUUUCUCACUCUUGCCGUUUCCUCCUCAAAUAGCCAGAUCCAAGUCCUCAACGCCGAACGUAGAAUUGACUUGAGUUCACAUAUCGUUAAGGUCUUUUUAACUUUACUGGUUGAAAAUGUUGGGACAACUCCUGCUUCAGAAAUCCUUCUUGCAUUCCCACCUUCGCAAGCUGAUCACCUAGCACUUGUCAAAGCACAAGCAGCUAUAGGCAAGAAGAAGAAGAAAAGUUACGUUCAUCUUGAUGUAAAUCCAACAGAGCUACCUGAUGCGCCAAAUGGAACUAAAUAUUUUAGCAUAUCUUUACUGGAUCCAUUAAGUUUGGGUGAAACUGCCACUCUGGAAGUGCUUUAUAUAUUAACACAUUCUCUGGAACCUUUCCCAGCAGAGAUAAGCCAAUCGGAAUCGCAAUUGGUAUAUUUCCGUGAUAGUGCAUUAAUACUGUCACCAUAUCAUAUUAAGCAGCAAACUACUUUUAUUAAGACACCAAGUACAAAAGUGGAAUCGUAUACAAGAGUGGAACCCACCAAGUUUGCUGGCAGAGAACUGAAGUAUGGACCAUAUGAAGACCGGCCUCCAUAUUCAUUUUCUCCAGUAAUUGUUCAUCUUGAGAAUAACAGUCCAUUUGCAGUUGUUGAGGAGCUUUUACGAGAAGUGGAGAUAUCUCACUGGGGCAACCUUCAGAUAACAGAGCAUUACAAGUUGGCUCAUGCUGGUGCUAGACACAAAGGCGUGUUUUCAAGGGUUGAUUAUCAAUCUAGGCCAUCUUUUAAAGGCGCAUCUUCAUUCAAGCACCUUCUAGCAAGUCUACCACCUAGGGUGCACUCUGUGUAUUAUCGGGAUGAAAUCGGAAACAUCUCAUCGUCACAUUUACGUACAGAUUACCGUAAGUCAGAACUUGAAAUUGAACCGCGGUAUCCUUUAUUUGGAGGUUGGAAGGCUACCUUUGUUAUUGGAUACGGGCUACCACUGGAGGACUUCCUUUUUGAGUCUCCUGAUGGCAAGCGAUACCUCAACUUCAGCUUUGGUUGUCCUCUUGCCCAGACUGUUGUGAACAAGCUGACCAUCAAAGUUGUGCUGCCAGAAGGAUCAAAAGACCCUUCAGCUGCUGUUCCUUUUCCAGUGGAGCAGCAUCUAGAGACCAAAUAUUCAUACCUUGAUGUUGUUGGGAGGACCGUGCUGGUUCUGGAAAAGAAAAAUGUAGUUCCUGAGCACAUUACUCCUUUCCAGGUUUAUUACACUUUCAAACCUAUAUUCAUGCUAGCAGAACCGUUGAUGUUGGCAUCAGUAUUUUUCUUGUUUUUCAUGGCAUGUGUAGCUUACCUACAGAUUGAUUUUUCCAUCCGCAAGUGACAAAUGCUCCAGAAAGGCCAGGUUAUGCAACUUAUUAGUGAUGUAUGUGCCAGUUUUUGACAUUGAUAUGCUCAUUCCGCCAUCCUUGGCCGAGGAGGGUGUCAGCUUUACUUUCUUUGAAUCAUCAGAAACUGAGCAGGUCAGAAUCCGAGGCCCAUCAGUGACCAUCUGGGGCCGCUUAUAAAACUUUUAGAUUUUCUGAAGUGAAAUUAGCUCUGAACUAGAAAGUUUUCUUGUUAACUUUCACUCCACCCUUUGCGGGGGUCCAUUGAACAGUAGUUAUCUUCAUACGUGCAAUAUAAGAAUUUUGAGGUA